GAUUAUAUGAUGCAUAAGCAUAACAGCAUAACGCCGAUUUCAGCGCAGUGGUGGUUUACUCCGUCCAUUUUCGAGUUCCUGAGUUAUAAUAGUGCCCUAGCCUACGCCGAGUUCCCCGUCUCUCCGUCCUCGAGAUAUCGUCGUCGGCUCUUCCUCUGAUUCGCGAACUCUUCGACUCGCCCCCAAAAUUGGGCUUCUUGCUUCGCGUCUUUCUCCCUCUGUGAGUUAACUAGCUGCCAUUGCUUUUGAACCACUAGGAUCUACAGAUAUUCUAUUCUACGACUUACCUUUUGUUUCUGAGGUUUUGGCUUGGAAACGAUAUGGCCAGCCUUUCUGGGCUCGGCAGUUCAUCAGCUGCUAAUCCGAAUCCAAACAAGUCAUUCGAGGUGCUUCCCUCCCCUAGUGAUUCUGUUUCCAGCCUCACUUUCAGUCCAAAAGGAAAUUAUAUGGUGGCUACUUCUUGGGAUAAUCAGGUUAGAUGUUGGGAAAUUCUUGCAGGAAGCAGCCAACCAAAGGCAUCAAUAUCACAUGACCAGCCGGUUUUAUGUUCGACUUGGAAGGAUGAUGGGACCACUGUAUUUUCAGGUGGCUGUGAUAAACUGGUCAAAAUGUGGCCUUUAAUGUCUGGUGGCCAACCAACUCAAGUUGCUGCUCAUGAUGAACCUAUCAAAGAGAUUGCUUGGAUUGAGCAGUUGAAGUGCCUUGUUACUGGGAGUUGGGACAAAACUCUAAGGUACUGGGAUACUAGGCAAGCACAGCCAGUUCAUACUCAGCAACUUCCUGAAAGAUGCUAUGCUCUAACUGUGCGGUAUCCUUUGAUGGUUGUUGGCACUGCAGACAGAAAUCUCAUAGUUUUUAAUUUACAAAAUCCUCAGGCAGAGUUUAAGAGAAUUGUAUCUCCUCUCAAGUACCAAACAAGAUGUCUUGCUGCAUUUCCAGAUCAACAAGGGUUUUUGGUUGGAUCCAUAGAGGGACUUGUGCAGUUUGUAGAUUGUGUGUGGUUGGGUUUGGUCGGUGAAGCCGGGUGGUUGUCUCAUAUAGAUGUCGUCAGGCAGAUCUCCGUGUAA
Dendrobium catenatum is the source of this 1067-nucleotide messenger RNA. Its product is annotated as protein RAE1. Gene Ontology annotation, cellular component: nuclear pore. The coding region runs from base 321 to 1067 and encodes 248 amino acids. Gene Ontology annotation, biological process: transcription-dependent tethering of RNA polymerase II gene DNA at nuclear periphery; RNA export from nucleus. The transcript is spliced from 9 exons. NCBI's taxonomy places the organism in Eukaryota, Viridiplantae, Streptophyta, Magnoliopsida, Asparagales, Orchidaceae. The record is from RefSeq and is a predicted model, not a curated record. Gene Ontology annotation, molecular function: RNA binding; ubiquitin binding.